UAUUCUCUUUUAUAUGCAUACCCUUCUAAAUUUCUCUUUUAUACAUACAAAAUAAAAAAUAGGUCAAAAUAGAGCGCAACUAUGAUGGCUUGCCGACAUAUGUUUCCAUCUGAACAACGAUGCAGCAGCAGGACAGCUCAACUCUAAUGCAUGGCUUCAUUUAAAUACGGCCAACCGGAAUCACCUCGCCGGCAGACCGUUUCCUCCCGCCGGCGUCCAAAUUUUAAAAUCUCACAGCCCGUCGUUACUCUGGUGUCCCAUGCCCAUCCUUCGAAAACUCAGCCAUGCGGCCGGCCUCCUUUCUUCUGAAAAACCAUCUCCUCUUGGGACAUUUCCCAUUGUCAUUCCCUCCAAAAACACGAAGUAAAAAAAAAAACAAGCCACCAACCUUCCUUCUCCAACCUCUUCUCUCCCCACCAUUUCUUAUCGACAUCCCACCACCCCAAACCAGUUCAUUGGCUAACCAAUUCUCCACCUUGCCCAUGGAGAAGAUCCCCACCUGGGUGAUCUCCAUCUCCUUCCCCCUCCUCCUCCUCCUAACCUACUCGGCCAACGCGGAAAAGGAUGAUGUGAAGCUCUCCCUUAUCAGUUUUCUCCGGAAACUCUCCAGUAACAAUUCCCGAACUGAUCUUGAGUUGGGAUGGAAUGCUUCCCUUGAUCCAUGCCUAAAUGGUUGGGCAGGUGUGGAUUGCAAGGAUACAAAUACGGUGCGAAAAAUAGUCCUUGAAGGUCUGGGCCUCGACGGGUCGAUCGAUGCCGGCCUCCUCUGCAAGGCAGAGUCGCUCACAGUUGUGAGCCUCAGAGACAAUGAACUCCAUGGACAGCUCCCGCCCGAGAUCUCCAAUUGUACCGAACUGACCGGUUUGUAUCUCGGCGGGAACCGUCUCUCAGGAAGCCUUCCCACUUCUCUCUCCCUGCUGAGUAAUCUCAAGAGGCUCAACAUCUCCUUCAACAACUUCUCCGGGGAGCUGCCGCCGGACUUGCCCAGGAUAUCAGGCCUAAAAACCUUCCUCGCUCGGAACAACAGCCUCGACGGGACCAUCCCGCAGCUCGACUUCAGCAACCUCAAGGAAUUCGACGUCGCCUACAAUCGCUUCUCCGGUCCGGUCCCUGAAGGCGCCGGCCUAGAAAGCUUAGUGGGCAACGCUGGCUUGUGUGGGGAGCCGCUUCCUGCGGCAUGCCCGCCAGCUCCAUCACCUUCGCCGGGGGAGAAGAAGAAGUCGAAGAAUUUAUCCGCAGACAAGGCCAUUAUGUUUUCUGGCUAUAUUGCUCUUGGUCUCGUCGUCUUACUCUUCUUCACAUACAAGUUGGUCUACAGAAGAAAAGCCGAUGCCAAGAAGGACGGCUCUGAGAAGAAGGCAGCAGACAGCAGUACCAAGAGUUCGAGUGGCUCUAAGACUGCAGCAAGCAGAUCGGAGUACUCCCUUCCUGCGUCGAAUGAGAGCCCUGCGGCGGUGUCAUCGUCGCUGGUGGUUCUGGUGAAUCCAACAACGAAGGAAUUGAAGUUUGAGGACCUGUUGAAGGCCCCUGCCGAGUUGCUAGGGAGAGGAAGAUUUGGCAGCCUUUAUAAGGUGAUGAUUGAUGAUACGACCGCUUUAGCUGUGAAGAGGAUCAAGGAUUGGGCAAUUUCGGCGGAAGAUUUCCGCAAGAGGAUGGAAAGGAUAGACCGAGUGAAGCACCCGAACGUGCUGUCGGCCGUGGCAUUUUAUUGCUCGACGCAGGAGAAGCUGUUGGUCUACGAGUAUCAGAAGAAUGGAAGCCUCUUCAAGCUCCUCCGAGGCAGCCAAAAUGGUCAGGCUUUCGACUGGGGCAGCAGGCUAAGUGCGGCUGGUGGCAUUGCUGAUGGCCUGGCUUUCAUGCACCAAGAGCUCCAUGACUAUGGGAUUGGCCAUGGGAACCUCAAGUCUUCCAAUAUUUUGAUCAAGACUAACAUGGACCCUUGCAUCAGUGAAUAUGGCCUAAUGACCAAAAACAACCACCAAAGCCCCCCCGCUCCAAGCGAUAACAUUCAAGGCUCCAUCCUCAAGGCUGACAUCUAUAACUUCGGAAUCAUUCUUCUCGAGAUGUUGACAGGGAAGGUGACUCAGAACAAUGGGUCCGAGUUAGCUCGAUGGGUGAACUCUGUGGUUAGAGAAGAGUGGACCGUGGAGGUCUUCGACAAGGCUCUCCUCUCCAGUGGAGCAGGCGAGGACCAGAUGGUGCAACUGCUUCAGGUGGCGCUCAAGUGCACAAAUCCCUCCCCUGAUGCUAGGCCAAGCAUGAACCAAGUUGCUACGAUGAUCGAUGCUAUAAAAGAAGAGGACGAGAGGUCUAUAGCCUCCGAAGCUUAAUGCAGAAAGAUUGAUCUGAGGGACGGCAUUCAUUAUAUGAGCAUUAUUUCUUCCUUUUCCUCCUGAGAAAGAAGGGUGGGAGCAUCAGAAGAGCAUUAUAAUCUCCAAAAUAUGCUGCCGGUUGGUAACGAGCUUAUGAGCAUUCCGAAGCUUCAUAUAUAUUGGCCUUCGAAAAUUUACCGAUGUUUAGUUCGUUACUGUCGUAGAACAUACAUCUCUUCAACCUUAAUUACUUUAUAAAUGUUGCAGUUAGUUUGUCUAAUGAUAGUACCAAUUGUUUUAUUUA
This is a messenger RNA of Phoenix dactylifera (date palm), 2616 nucleotides long. Its product is annotated as putative inactive receptor kinase At2g26730. Gene Ontology annotation, molecular function: ATP binding; protein binding; protein kinase activity. The record is from RefSeq and is a predicted model, not a curated record. Gene Ontology annotation, biological process: protein phosphorylation. NCBI's taxonomy places the organism in Eukaryota, Viridiplantae, Streptophyta, Magnoliopsida, Arecales, Arecaceae.